GGAAGUUAUUUUUUUCUGAAACUGAAACACUGGGGUUGAAGAUAAAAGAUACACAACCUCAGAAAAAUGGUGCCAUGUAGGGAUGAUGUGCGUGAAAGAAUCAUUAGAAGGUUUGGUCUGUGAUGAUAAUUCAGUUCGUAGUAAAGAGGAAAAGUGCUGGAAAUGAUUUGUUAUCAAUUGAGGAUUGACAAAGAGAGCAGUUGGGAACUGGGAAGGCAAAAGGGUGGUCCUCUAUAAAAUUAUUGGUAAAAUUUAAAGUUUGAUUAAUUAAUAUAUUAUAUAUGUGUUUGUCUGUACAGUAACUAACAAGAAUAGGUAGAGGGCUAGCUAUAAAUAUGUGAUCUCCUUGUUGGUGAGAGCUUAAGUAAAGGAGGAUAGAGUGUUGGGUUUAGCCUCCUUUAAAAGGGAGUAUAGAAUUAUAGAUCAAGAGAGGAAAAAAGGGAGAGAGUAGAAAAGGGUCUAUUCUAUAAUUGUGAAGAGUUGAUUUAUGGAAGAACAGCUCAACACACUAGCUGUUUCUCAUCUCCUUCAACACACUCUCAGAAGUUUAUGCAUUCAUGAAGACUCUCAGUGGGUUUAUGCAGUCUUUUGGAGGAUCUUGCCUAGAAAUUAUCCUCCACCGAAAUGGGAUGGUCAAGGAGCCUAUGAUAGAUCACGAGGAAACAGAAGAAACUGGAUAUUGGUUUGGGAAGACGGUUUCUGCAACUUUGCAGCCUCAACAACUGAGAUCACUUCCGGGGAUUGUGCAGCCUCCUCAGCUUAUGGGAAUUGUGAAUUUCAAAACUAUCAAGGGCUGCAGCCAGAGCUCUUCUUCAAGAUGUCCCACGAAAUUUACAACUAUGGAGAAGGUUUGAUAGGAAAAGUUGCUGCUGAUCACAGUCACAAGUGGAUAUACAAAGAACCCACCGACCAAGAGAUCCACUUCGUGUCAGCAUGGCAAAACUCAGCAGACUCACAUCCUAGGACAUGGGAGGCUCAGUUCCAAUCUGGUAUAAAGACCAUAGCCUUGAUUGCUGUUAGGGAAGGUGUUGUCCAAUUAGGAGCUGUACACAAGGUGGUAGAAGACCUGAGCUAUGUUGUCCUACUGAGAAAAAAGUUUGGCUACAUAGAGAGCAUUCCUGGAGUGCUGUUGCCACACCCAUCAUCUUCAGCAUGCCCUUUCAAGGUAGAUGGUUACAGCUAUGGAUUAACAGCUGAUAAUAACACAUGGCACUAUCAACCUAGUACCCUUGCACCACCGCCCGAAUACUAUGAGCAAUUCAAUCAACCAAUGAAAAUAACUCCAUCAAUGAGCAGCCUGGAAGCCCUCCUCUCAAAGCUACCAUCUGUGGUGCCGCCACCAGCUUCUGGGUACUGUGAGUCAAAGCAGCCAGUUCUUCCACAAUUUGGAGCAGCAGCUCAAAGGCCGGCCAUGGAGUUAAUUGAAAUGGAGAAAGUGGCAAAAGAAGAGAUGGAUGAUCGUGAGGAUCAGUACAGGGGUGAACAUGGUGAAAGUAGCAGCUCAAUGUCGGGUUAUCAUUGUCAACAUUACUUCCAUUAUUGAGAAUGCUAACAAGAAAUGUGAGUACUGGGUCAUCCUCUCACUUUGUUAGUUUAUGUCUCAUCUCUCAACCAAUGUUCGUAUUAGAACUAGCCGUGGGACAGCUUUAUGUUAUUAACUCUCUACUAUUACAAAAUUGCUCAAUAAUUUAAGUUGUUGAUCAUUAUAUUA
This is a messenger RNA of Mangifera indica (mango), 1711 nucleotides long. Its product is annotated as protein RICE SALT SENSITIVE 3-like. The transcript has 7 exons. The record is from RefSeq and is a predicted model, not a curated record. The coding region runs from base 488 to 1543 and encodes 351 amino acids. NCBI's taxonomy places the organism in Eukaryota, Viridiplantae, Streptophyta, Magnoliopsida, Sapindales, Anacardiaceae.